This is a messenger RNA of Eriocheir sinensis (Chinese mitten crab), 3765 nucleotides long. RefSeq names its product condensin-2 complex subunit H2-like. Gene Ontology annotation, biological process: mitotic sister chromatid separation; meiotic chromosome condensation. Gene Ontology annotation, molecular function: chromatin binding. The record is from RefSeq and is a predicted model, not a curated record. Gene Ontology annotation, cellular component: nucleus; condensin complex. The coding region runs from base 296 to 2506 and encodes 736 amino acids. The transcript is spliced from 15 exons. NCBI's taxonomy places the organism in Eukaryota, Metazoa, Arthropoda, Malacostraca, Decapoda, Varunidae.
CCACACUUUGAAUUACCGUUUUCUGUUUUGGUAAUAAUGGCGGCUUGCUGAGGGCGACCCGCAAACUGUUCGAAUUUGUACUUGUUGGGCCUGCAGCACGGGCCCUCUGAGGCGACGGGGCGGCCCUGGACCAUGAGCUAGAGCAUCGCAGAGGCCCCGAGGCGCGCCAGGCAGCGUGAACACCGGGCAGCAGCGGCGGGAGGGGCAGCAGAAGGGCAGCCACUUCGGUUUGGCGGGUAAAACAACUCUUUGUAGUCACACACAUUCCCAAAACGUGGUCGCCACACCUGCCAGGAUGUCCCAGAGCCAGCCACCACUCUCCCAGGAGCUGGAUGCUCGCUUCUCAGUCUUCCUCAACCCCAUCAGGGACCUCACCAAGAACUGGGAGGUUGAUAUUGCUAAGUAUCUGGAGGAGUACCUGGAGGAGUUGGCCGGGGUCACAAUCAGCCUGGAUGGGGGGGUGACACCCAUGAACUUUGCUGAGGCUGCCAUGCUGAUCCAGGGCUCCGUCACUGUCUACAGCAAGAAGGUGGAUUUCUUGUGGCAAAUGGUGCUGAAGACCUUAGACCUGUUGUCCAGUCGUCGUGCUCUAGAGGACAAUGAAAUGGAGGCUGGUGCAGGCAUGGGUGGUGGAGGACGCAGAAGCCGAAUGGAGGUAGUCCAUUCCUUCUCAUGCAUUGACAGCAUCAAGGAGUCCCACAACAUUGAGCUACGUGAAGACGAUGAUGAUAAUGACUCACGGCGGAAAAGUGUCAAGUUUCUUCCCUCCACACCACUCAAUUUAAUAGAAAAGGAAGUAGAAAAGUCUCAGAAUCGCAUCUCUCUGCGGAUGAGGACCAACGAGCUGCUGGGCGCCAAGGAUGAUUUCAGGAUCACCCGCUCCUACCUCACACCCCAAGGGGUGCUUCACCUUGAAGUUCCAAGUGAGAUGCUUGAUGGGAGAGCCAAUGCCACCGCUACUACCUCCACCUCCACCCUGUUGCCAAGUCAACGGACUGAGGCAGCAAGUGUUGCCACAGACAUUCCUGAAAUGGAGAUCAGAGCAGAGUCGGAUCAAGAUGAACCUCCACCCUUGGAGGAUGACUGCAUGCCACCAGAAGAUGACCCCCUACCCCCAGAAGAGGAUCCUCCACCCCCUGCAGAGGACCCCCCUCCCCUAGCAGAGGACCCCCCUCCCCUAGCAGAGGACCCUCCACCCCCAUCUGAGGACCCUCCACCACCAGCAACCCCUAUAGAGGACCCUGACCUGAAUCAUCACAACAACAACAACAAUGAAAUGGCCAUUGAGUUUCCCAAGCAAAGGUAUGGCCUCAGGAAGCGCAAGGAUGAGGCGGAGGUGGUGGCAACGCUGAAGAUGACAGACAAACUGAAGCCAUUUGACCCCAAUGCUGAUUGUCCCCCGAAGAGACCACCCAGGGCAGGGCGGCUGCGUGUGCCCACCCCAUGCCCCUGCCACCGUCCAUCUGAGAGCAAGAGGCAGAAGAAUAAGAAGAACAAGAAUCUGGCAUCCAAGUCAUACCUUCCCUUGGAGGAAUUCAUCACUAGUGAGCUGAAGGACAUAAUCAGCAAAAAGAACAAGAAGGAGAGGACCAAAAAGAUACCACCUGAGAUCCUGGAGAAGGCAGCUGAGGAGGAAGCAAACCGCAUCAACAUAGCUAAAGAGAAGGUGGUGCAACGGCUGGGUGAAGAAGGUGUGUCUAGGGAGGAAGCACUGCAGGUUGCUGAAGAGGCCACCCAGGAGGAUCGUGUCAGCCCAAAUAUUGAGGACGAAGAUGACCCACUCAUGAGUGAUGCACCUGUAGACUUAGAUCUGGACAACACUGGGUUUGUUCUGCCUGAAGCCCACCCAGGCAGAGAGUUCCCAGAGGGUGGCACUGUUGCUGCUGCUGCACGCCUUAACGACUCCGUGGUCAGUGAAGAGCCAUCAUCUGAGUAUGAGGCACUGGUGCUCAAGUGGGUGGCCGACUAUGUCAACAGUGCACAGGAAAGCAUCAAGUCUACAGACCUUGAGAGGAGAGUUAACCAGUGGCGGAAAACUGUCGUGCCCAAGUUGCAAGCGGAGGAGAAGAGGACAGAGUUUGACAUCCAUCGUUAUGGUUCUCAGAUUCUGAGUCAGUUCCCGAAUGAUGGACGCAAGCAGACCAUCAGCUUCAGACAAUCCAUGAAAGGGCAAGACGACCCAAGGGAGGUGUCUCGCUUCUUUCUCUCCUGUCUUAUGCUGGCAAACAGUCACAACGUUGAGUUGAGCACAAGUGACCCAGAUGACUUUGCCAUGGACUGUUUGGAGCUGACCCUCAAGUCUCGAGUGCGACACCAUGAGGAACUGGAAGAGUACAUGGCACCCUUACAGGCCAGUGCCAGGUCCUCGGAAACGGAAAUGGAGUACCAAAGUCACCGAGGGCCACCAGCAGUGUGUGCUGACAUAACACAGACAACUAACUUGCAAAAUGAGGCAAACAUCAUAACCAAGAAGGGCUGUGGCAAGAAAAGAGCAUUGCCCAGAUAGUGAGCAGUGUACAGUAAAGUACCACAAGUUCACAAGUCAAGAUGGUUAUAGAGCAAUUUAUGUUCAUACAUAUUUAUUGGAAGUGAUGAUCAUGGUGCUUCCAUUCACAAGCUGUUGGAGAGUAUCAUAAUGGGAAAUGGUCAGAGUGCAAAUGGUGAUUAAUCUUAUUUUAUUUAACACAAGCGGAGUUUUUAUUAUAUAUUUUUGCAUGCAUAUUAUCUUGUAGUUUUGUGCUUUUCUUUCCCUGGUACUUCAUGAUUUGUGCUUUUUGUGGUACUGUAGUUUUUCCUUAAUAAUGAAAUGUAUAUUAUUUUAGUUUAUUGCUGAAGUAGUGGUAUGGUGACUGGAACUCUUUGGAAACUGUUCCCUCUGUUUUUAAACUAAGAGUAUAAGUUUCUAGUUACUUCUCAGAAGAUAAAGGAUCUUGGAGAUUUGUGGUAUUCUACUGUACACUGUUCUACCUGAGAAAAUGUAGUGCCUUAAUAGUAAAUACUAUUACUAGCUUUAUCUUGUUCUACCCAGUCUAGGAAGCCAUGGGUAAGUUUUCAAUCACUGAUAAACUAAGUACAAUCCACAAGGGAUGCAUUCUUCACCGAUUGACCUGAUCCACGUGUCAUUCUCAAGUAAGCUGUCAUAUGAGGUUGUUUAUAAUAUUGUCAUCUUAAUGAAUUUGCAUAUAAAUCAAAAGUAUAUAAUUAUUUUGAGUUCACCUAAUCUUUUAUGCUGUUGUCAUCACAAUGAACUUUCAUAUUAAUAAAAAAUGUAAUCACUAAACUCAUUAUUGUAAUCACAACGAACUCACAUUUGAAUUAAAUAUUUUUCAUAUUGAACACCAUUAAAAAAGUAUUGCCAAUUAAGCAUACUCUGGGACCUGUCACUACAGUAUACAUGGUGCAGUUUCUUUCCCACAAAUCUGGAUUUUAUCGGAUUCUGACAAAUGAUAUUUCCUAUCCACUGUUUGAUAUAUAACAAAUUAUCAGUGACAGAUUACUGAAGUUACUCGAUCUUGAGAUGCAUAUGACAUGAGUUUUAUACUUAAGCCUUUUUAAGUUCAGGAUGUAUUGGGGUACAAAGUACUACAGAAUGGAUUGGUAUUUAUGUAUAGCAAAAUAUUUAUAUUCCACAUAAAUUGAUGAGUACAAACAUUUCAGCAUUUACAGAACAUUCCACUGUUGUAUGAUACGUAAAAGUGGAAGUUGUGUAGUACAUAUUAACUCUCUAUCUCUCUCUUUUUCUCUGUUUAUAUAUAUAUAUAUAUA